Molecule: messenger RNA, 4079 nt
Organism: Psammomys obesus (fat sand rat)
Lineage: Eukaryota; Metazoa; Chordata; Mammalia; Rodentia; Muridae
Gene: C1ql3
Product: complement C1q like 3
Exons: 2
Coding region: 915-1682 (255 amino acids)
Molecular function (GO): protein binding
Source: RefSeq, a predicted model, not a curated record
GCAGAGCAGAUGCUGCAGAGAGGUGCCAAAGCGGCUCCCCUUCCUCUGUGCCUUGGGUUCCUAUAAAUUGCUCCGGCGCGCGUUUGUCAGCCUCCUCUUCUCCUGGCAGGUGGUACCCAGGCAGAAUCCUGCGUUCAGCCUCUCUCGUUCGGCUCUCGCCGCUGCCUGCUAGCUCCUCUCUCCCGUCCUGAGCCUCCCUGAGCCGCGGAUCCUGCGAACCGCCGCCGCUCCGCGCAUCUCGGGAGCGCCGCACCCGAGCUCCCGCAGCCCACCGGGGGGCUUCGGGGUGAGCUUUUAUUGGACUUGUCGUGGCUGCAGAGGAGGAAGCAAAAGAACGAAAAGCAAAAAAAGGCAAGGGACAGGCGAGCACAGCCAGCGAAAGAAAAGAAGCAAGAAGCAAGGGGGAGGACAAAAGAGCAACUUCAGACGGAAAGUUGAUGUGAACUGGCGUAGUCUGCAAAAAAGGAAAAAGUCGAUCGCGGGCGGCGGCGGCAUAAAAGUGCGAGCCGCCCCGGGCGAGCGCAGGAGGCAGCCGCCGGCUCUGCCCUUCGGGUGGCCGCGCCGGCACCCGCCGCAGCCACAGGUGCGAAGGGGUUGGCAGGAGGCGAGAGGGCGCCCUGAGCACCCCACCCCCAGCCCCCACUCUCGCUUGGGACUUCAGCUCAAGUCACUUGGUGCCCCAGCUCCCUCCCUAGCCGCCACCUCAGCGGGGGGAGCAGGAGCCGGCGAAGAGCGGCCGGCGCGCGCCCGCCCAAGGGAGUUGGGGUUCGAAAGGGGAUUGUUUUCGGCUCUGAGGAGGUCCCCGCCCAACCUUCAAAAUUUUGUCCAAAAGCAGACAAGAGGAUCGGCCCGCGCUGAGCCGGCUCGUGGGCAGCAGGAGGCGCCUGAUCGCUGCCGGGGCGCUGGGGGUGGUGAUGGUGCUUCUGCUGGUCAUCCUCAUCCCGGUGCUGGUGAGCUCGGCCGGCACGUCGGCGCACUACGAGAUGCUGGGCACCUGCCGCAUGGUCUGCGACCCCUACGGGGGCACCAAGGCACCCAGCACCGCCGCCACCCCGGACCGCGGCCUCAUGCAGUCCCUGCCCACCUUCAUCCAGGGUCCCAAGGGCGAGGCCGGCAGGCCGGGGAAGGCAGGCCCGCGAGGACCCCCAGGAGAGCCGGGACCACCGGGCCCCGUGGGGCCUCCGGGUGAGAAGGGCGAACCGGGCCGCCAAGGCCUGCCGGGCCCACCCGGCGCGCCCGGCCUGAACGCGGCCGGGGCCAUCAGCGCGGCCACCUACAGCACGGUGCCCAAGAUCGCCUUCUACGCCGGCCUCAAACGGCAGCACGAAGGCUACGAGGUGCUCAAGUUCGACGACGUGGUAACCAACCUCGGGAACCACUACGAUCCCACCACGGGCAAGUUCACCUGCUCCAUCCCCGGUAUCUACUUCUUCACCUACCACGUCCUGAUGCGCGGAGGGGACGGCACCAGCAUGUGGGCUGAUCUCUGCAAAAACAACCAGGUGCGUGCUAGUGCAAUUGCCCAAGAUGCUGAUCAGAAUUACGACUAUGCCAGUAACAGUGUGGUCCUUCACCUGGAACCAGGGGAUGAAGUCUAUAUCAAAUUAGAUGGUGGGAAAGCACACGGAGGAAACAACAACAAAUACAGCACGUUCUCCGGAUUUAUUAUUUAUGCUGACUGAUACUGCAGAAACUGAGCUUGCUAUGCUGAGUUUGAACGCUGGACUCGUGUGGCUAACGUCAGUGAAUCAAGGAUCCCGGGGUGCUCAUUGCAGGGCAUCUCAGCUGUAUAAAUGUGGGGAGAUCAAAUGCUACCUGACUCACAUCUGUACCACUCAGACACAUUAUGUAAAAAAAAAAAAAAGUAUUUAACGCAAGAUAAGCAGAUGUGUGAUCCACUACCGCCAAAGCAAAUACUCCUUAUUGUUAGUGUCCAUGUGAAUGAAGUCCUAUAUAGACCACAAAUUUUUAUAGAAAAAUCUAAGACACUGAAUUAUUUCUUCGAUAUCUAUGAUACUUUGGUGUACUGUGAUCUUGCUGCUUUUAUCCAUGUGUCAGCUUUGGUUCUUGUGAGUUUAGCUGCUUAUUAAGAUACUUGGAGUCUAUUUGUAGUGUGGGGAGGAGUCAUUUUGCCCUGCAGGAGAAGGUCUAACUGAAGUAAUGCUGCUUGUCCCCAAAGAUAUUGUUUGCCUUGUACUCUUGUUAACUUUAGAGCUAGACCUGGGAAUGAGUCAACUUCAAGCCUUAACCUGAAAUUUUCUGGAUUUGUGGAAUUUCCCAAGCCUGUGAUCAUUUUCACAUUUUUUUUUCUUUUCACGUGAAUUUUCUUUUCUCUCUUUUCCGGUGAUAGUCUUUAAAAAAAUAGAGAUUGAAAUUGUAUCAUAGGAUUACCCUCUAAGUGUGAAAAUGUGUAAUUAUGUAUGGUAUUUAAAAAAAAAACCCAUGUGUCCAUUUUGUCAACAGACUCACUUGAACAGCCAGAAAAAGUUAUUCUUUGGAACAAAGUCAGAUGGAGAUUUUGCCUUCCUCAAUUGUUCAUAACCUAAGGCACAAAAGUUUGAUUUGAGCUAAUGCAUGCGUCACCAAGGCGACACUAAGUAAGGCCUUCAAACAAAUAUCACAAAUCUGUGUCCUGUGGUAUUUCGAAAUUAACAGUUUCACAUAGAACCAAUGACAACAAAGUGUAUAUAUUUUAUAUAAAUAUCUGCCACACACUUAUUUAUAUACAUAUAUGUUAGAUGAAAUAUUAUAUAUACAUGGUUUCAGGCCACUGGGCACAGUGGCUCUAUAGCUCAAAAAACUAAUUUAAAAACUAUAUAUGUGUGUACACACAGAACCACGCACAAAUUAUUUGACUUAUUUUAGAUUUAAAUAUAUUUUAGAUGAUACAAAUAUAUAGAGUAGGAAAAUAAUAAAAGUUACUUCUCUUUAAGAGUCAUCCAGAAAAUGAAAUCUCAGUAGAUUCAAAUGCCCUAUGUUCCCCAUGUGUGAGUUAGUUGAGCCCAGGGUUACUGUAGUCCAUAUGCAAUCAAUGCUUUAACUCCAUUCUCUGGGAGACCACAGGACUUCAGGAAGGGGGCAGUUCUCCUUCACAAUGUUUAUGAAACAUGCCCAUUUGAAUAGUCAAGUCUUUCUUUUCUUUUGCUAGUAUAGUGCAAACCCAUGCUCUCUAGUGAAAGCACACUGCCAAAAGCCUCCUCUUUAGUGAAAAGAGCGAAAUGCAUGCGGGUAUGUCCUACUAGCACACAAGUUCUCCUCUUACAAUGAAAAAUCUGUUCCCCUUUCAGUUGCCUUUAAACAAACACUCUUUGACAAGUAGAUUUCAAAACGAGAGAUUUUAAAAAUCUGCUUGCUUUCCUGGGGAAGGACAUUUGCAUUUUUCCCUCUAAAGGAGUUGGGUUUGUUCUUUUGGCUCAUUUUACUUUAGUACUUUUUGUUCUAAUACACAGAGAGCUUGAUCAGCUAUGAUCAACUGAAAUAGCUUUAGUUUAGCAAGCUUUGACUUUCCAAGAGUUAUGCAUGGUGUUCCCACCUAAGGGUGGUGCGUGCUGUGUUGAAACGCCUUGGUCUGAGUAACUGUCAUGAUUUUUAUGAUAAAAACACUUAGAUCAUGCAUCGAGAGUAGUGACUAAUUCAAUUUGGCUCUUCUAAUAUGUAAGGUAACUCACAAAUGAAUUGUCACAGUUUUAAUUUCUAUUUAACAGCAUAUAUUUAUCAAAGAUGGAUUGGCAGCAAGGGAUUAGAGAUUUGUCUUAGGUACCAAAUCACAUAGUAAGGAUUCAAAGGAUCAACUUAUAAGCAACACUUACAUCAAUUAAGUGUUUUAACUAACAUUUUGAAAAGGCUUUAUUAGCACAGAACGUCAUGGCUGGAUCUCUUCUAAAGAGUUGUGUUUACAAACAGAAUGUCAUUUUCAAUAGACCUGACCUUUUCUUUAGAUAAAUAAGCAUUAUUUUCUCUGUCUAGGCCUAAGGAAAAAAGAAAUAAAAGGUAAAUGAAAUAAAGAGACUAUAUAUAAGGCAAGAUUUCUUUUUCUUUGCAUUAUAACAUGAAUUAAUUAAAUUGUGGCCUUUGUUAUU